AUGGUAUUAUCUGCUGGACUGACUAAUGAACAAAUCGAAGCAUCAAAAACAUGGGUGUAUGAUUUUUAUAAAGCUUUUGAUUCACUUGAUCUCGAUCGAUGGUUACCAGAAUUUCAUAAGGCUGAUAUAACCUUAAAUCUUGGCAAUUUACCAACAAUGAAAGGUUUAGAAGCAAUGCAUGAACAUUUUGAAAGACAAAAUCCUCAAUUAUUAUCUAUGAGACAUACAAUGAAAAAUAUUGAUGUUUUUGCUGAUCACAUAUAUGCACAAAAUGAAGCUACUUUUAUCGUUAAAAAUGAUCCAGAACAUAAAGAAAUAAAAAUUCAAGCAAUUUGUUUAUUUUGGAAGAAUAUUAAUGAAAAGAAAGCUUCAGCAAUUGAUGUUUAUUUUGAUCCAUCUGCUCUCAUAGAAAGAAUUCAAAUGUUUUUACAAAUUAAUGCAUAA
Messenger RNA from Adineta steineri, 444 nucleotides. NCBI's taxonomy places the organism in Eukaryota, Metazoa, Rotifera, Eurotatoria, Adinetida, Adinetidae. The record is from the annotation of a GenBank genome assembly.